GCCCAGGGCAGCACGUCAUAUGAUGGAUGGGGACGGGAAUCAACGUGACAAACAACCCGACAUUUCUCUUUCAGCUUGGAAAGGGCUGGCCAGGUUAUUCCAGGAAAGUAUCAAACCAACUUGUCUUAUAUCUUUACUACCGUACCUACCUAGGUAGUCCCAAUGAACCACCACCGACAUUCAUUCAUGCUUCGUCCUUGCCGCCGUGAUGCUACGAUAAUUCGACGAUGACAUUCAACAGCAAGCGUCCAUAGGGGAACCCAUCCCGGUACCCCAUGACACUUCAUUUUACAACUAUCAUCAUUUUGUCUUUCUUUUUUUUUUUACUGUAUCUCUCUUAUAAUCGCAUUAAUACUACCUAUCUGACAACAUGCAGGACGCUGGUGGUGAGAAUGUGGAGGAACAUCUUCAAGAGGUCGAUGCGCAGUACAAGGCCUCACUUCCCAAGCUUAUGGGAGAGGACCAGGCCCAUCGAGAUCCCAGUCGAUGGUGGUUUGCCUCGGCUGCUUUUCCCAUGGUCGCAGGCACACUUGGGCCCGUUGCAAGCGCCUUCAGUAUCUGUGCUCUAGUCCGGCCAUGGAGACAGAAUUACACCAAAGGGGCUGACAUCAAGACCGCCACCUUCAUCAAAGACCCAGCCUGGCUGAUCGCUAUCAAUGCAGUCCAACUUGCCAUCGCGCUAAGCUCCAACCUGGCGCUACUCCUUAACAUGACCAGGAGACUCCGGUUCUCCGUCGCUCAACCCGUCACCAUUGUCGGAUGGUACCUUUCAUCCAUAUGCUUGAUAGCCCUCGCAAGUACGACAGCCGGACCGCUGAGACCGGAAAACAACGACUUCAUCUGGUCUGAAGCUUACUUUUACGGCAUCUACGCCGCAGUCCUGUACUUCGUUGUCGCUUCGCUCAUGGUAGCUACCGUCUGGGGAUCUCAGCAGGGGCACUACGCAAAGGAUUUCAUGCUCACACCCAGUCAGAGGACACUGAUGCUACAGACCAUCUCAUUCCUCAUCUACCUCCUCAUCGGUGCCCUUAUCUUUUCCAACACCGAAGGAUGGAACUACCUCGAUGGCGUGUACUGGGCGGCCGUGACGCUCUUUACCGUGGGAUUUGGCGAUUACUACCCUACCUCAACUCUCGGAAGGGCUCUCCUCUUCCCGUACUCCCUGGUCGGCAUUAUCAGCUUGGGUCUCGUUAUUGGAUCCAUCCGCACUUUGAUGCUAGAGCGCGGCAAGAAAAGACUUGAUGCACGUAUGGUGGAAAAGCUCAGACAUCGCGUGUUAAGCAAAAUGGCCAAGAAGGGAAAGGAUGGUAUACUUACACCCAUAAGGGAUGCAAAUUCCGAUUCCCCUGAACUGUCUUCCAGCUCUGGUCUGACCGAGUUCCAACGGCGACAAUCCGAAUUUGAGCUGAUGAGAAAGAUUCAAAAGCAGGCGACUCAUAGGCAUCGCUGGAUAGCUUUGGCUAUCUCUACAAGCACCUGGUUGGUCUUAUGGCUCGUGGGCGCCAAAGUCUUUCAAGAGUGUGAACGUCAGUAUCAACAAUUGACCUACUUUGAUACUUUUUACAUGGCAUAUGUUAGUCUAACAACCAUCGGAUACGGAGAUAUCACACCGGUAUCCAACGCCGGAAAGUCCUUUUGGGUCUUUUGGGCACUCCUCGCUCUUCCGACUAUGACAGUCCUGAUCUCUAAUGCAGGAGAUACCAUCGUGAAGGGUAUCAAAGAUGCCACGGACAAAGUGGCUACCGUUACCAUUCUUCCUAGCGAGCGGGGCUUCAAGAGCGAGUUCAAGGCAACCUUUAAUGCCCUUUCCCAUGGAAAGCUGUUUACCGAGGAUAUUGAGGAGUCGCCCCCAGGAAUACAUGGAGCUUCACAGCGCCAUAGGUACAGCAGCGAGGAGAACGAUGACGAGGGUGAGCAAGCUCAAGAUCGAGCAGACGUUGAUGCCGAAAGCGCAAACACGGGUCUGAUAAAGCAGAAACAGGCGAAGAAUGCAAGAAACGAAGAGAGUCAUAAGAGGCGAGUGGAAGGUAACGCAGCUGAAGAGGACAGCGGCGAUUGUCCUGAUCGAGCAGUUCGCUUCGAUGACUCCUCUACUACGUCAGGGACGAAAGGAUCGAACGGCCGGUCGAAGAAGAUGGGAAACACGGAUGACGAGAACCCGUGCGACCAGAACUCGAACUCAACUCCUCAGCUUCCUGAAAUGACGCGUGCCGUCUCAAUACCACGCCAGGACUUGCCCCAAAGCCCCAUGGAUCCGGCCGAGUACCACCUCACGCUGAUCGAAGAGAUCGGGCUAGUAAUGCAACACCUCAAGAGCCACCCUCCGCGGAAGUACACUUUUCAGGAGUGGGCAUGGUACCUGCGGCUCAUCGGAGAGGACGAGAGCGACGCAGCUAAGCACCGAAAGCCUCACGCUCAUUUUCGUAGCAGUAAGGAUGAACUGGAGGGGAAAGAACGGGCGAAGUGGAGUUGGGUCGGCAGCAGGAGUCCGUUGAUGAGCUCUCAAGAGGAGGCCGAGUGGAUCCUGGAGCGGUUGAUCGAGACGCUGACCGAUGAGCUCAGAGGCGUCAAGGCCGCGAGGAGGAAGAAUGAGAUGAAGAAUCAGAAAAGUCAGCAAACGGACACCUUCAUGCCUGGUCUGUAAAUGUUGUUUCAUUAUGAUUAAAGGGGUCACAAGUGAGGAUUUUGUGUCCGAAAUUCGAGACAUGGUAUGCCUCACACAUGGUUUGUGCACAUGAUGCUUCC
This is a messenger RNA of Neurospora crassa OR74A, 2745 nucleotides long. RefSeq names its product potassium channel protein. Gene Ontology annotation, biological process: potassium ion transmembrane transport; stabilization of membrane potential. Gene Ontology annotation, molecular function: potassium ion leak channel activity. Bases 371 to 2644 code for a protein of 757 amino acids. NCBI's taxonomy places the organism in Eukaryota, Fungi, Ascomycota, Sordariomycetes, Sordariales, Sordariaceae. The transcript is spliced from 2 exons. Gene Ontology annotation, cellular component: membrane. The record is from RefSeq and is a predicted model, not a curated record.